Messenger RNA from Hyposmocoma kahamanoa, 1022 nucleotides. RefSeq lists its product as uncharacterized. The transcript is spliced from 2 exons. The record is from RefSeq and is a predicted model, not a curated record. NCBI's taxonomy places the organism in Eukaryota, Metazoa, Arthropoda, Insecta, Lepidoptera, Cosmopterigidae. Bases 55 to 630 code for a protein of 191 amino acids.
UUUCAUAAUAAAAGAAAUCGUGUUAACGACGCGUGGAUCGAUAUAAAAAACAACAUGGGAAUUCCAUGUACUGUAAAAGAACUCAAAAAGAAAAGAGAAUCUUUGAUGUCAGCGUACAGGGGUUACAAAUGUAAAAUCAAGAAAUCGGAGAAAUUAGGAGCUGUUUAUCGUCCGACAUGGUUCGCUUACAAGUUUAUGGAUGGAUUUUUGAACACUAUUUAUCAAUACAAUGGAGUUCGAAAUAAUCAGGGCGAACAAAAUAACCAUCAAAUUAAGAUAGAAGUCUCAGAUACAGAUGUCACAAAUACUGGUGAAACAUCACGCAAUGAAUAUAUAUCCUCGCAACAAACGCCAACGUCCACGAUACACAAAGAUAAUCAAGACAAUUCAGAUGAACUUCAGCGGGUGAAGAAUCAAAUGGAUCAGACAUUGAAAAUCUUAGAAACUGUUUUCCAGAAUCGUAAUGACGAGUAUGAUGAAUGUAAUAUAUUCGGGAAACUUGUAGCGAUAAAACUGCGUAAACUUCCUGAAGAUCGCAGAGACAUAAUGAUGUUUAAAAUAAAUGAGUUACUUUACGGCGAAAGUCAAAGCUACAAAAGGCCAAGGCCUCCCAGCUCGUCGGGACCUUAAACAUAAUGCUAAUAUUUCAAAAUUUUGCCGGUACGAUCACAUACUACAGCGAAUAAAAUGGUAGAGAAUCUGGGUCGACUCCCAAAAAUGACAUAAAUCUUUGAGGAACUCUGAUAAUGGCUUGUCAUGCACGAGAUUCUGAACAACAAAGCGACUAUAAAUCAUAUUUACAAAGAAAAACUUAACAAUGAACCUUCAUGUAUUUACUUGGCCGUUAGAUAUAGGCGCAAGAAAAUACAUAGACUGGUGCGAUCUAUAUAGUACCUACCUACGAACAAGAAACCGGUGGCUCCAUAACUGAAAUUUAAUGAAAGUUUCUUUCGGUGCAUAUUAAUAAUAAUUUUCUUUUAAUGAAUAAUUAAUGAACUUGAUUAUUUCUCUGUGCUCUUACA